AGUUAUGGCACUAAACGCUUUAAAAUUUCGCAUCAUUAAACCUAGCGAUCUGGCGAAAAUACAACAAUUCUAUAUUAAGAACUUCUAUAGAGAUGAACCGGUUUUUAGUUCAAACCCCAAACUUAUUCCCGGUCAAAAGGAUCAAGAGGAUAUAGCCGAGUGUGUAAAUCAAGGAACCAGUGUCCUGUGCUAUCGAAAUACCGAAGAAGGUGGCGAUGAAGAAAUUCUUGGCGGCCUACUAUCAAUGCCAAAGAAUCGUUUUUAUGUAAAAGAUCUCUUGCAAGCAUCCGAACAAGAAGGCAACACCAAAUAUGGCCACUAUCUGAGAAUGUUGGCUCUGCAACAUCAAAAGGCUGAUAUUUGCAGGCGUUAUAAUGUCGAUGAAGUAUUUUUCACUUAUAUGGUAUCGGUUGAUCCCAAAUGGCGUGGCCAGAACCUGGCUAAACGUUUACUCGAUGAAUCGGUAAGUUUGGCCACCACUUUGGGUUUUAGGGUCUACACGGCAGAUUGUACCAGUCACUAUUCGGAUCGUAUCUGCAGCAACGUGCCGAAGAUGGAGAAAUUGGUUUCGUUGAAAUACAAGGAUUUUGUGGAUGCCAAUGGCAAACCACAUUUCAUUGUUCCCGAACCGCAUCAGGGUGUCACCACAUAUGCCUUACAAUUGCCAUGGCCGUUUAAAGCUUUCCAGGGGUGAAAAAUAUCUAAAUUG
Molecule: messenger RNA, 709 nt
Organism: Musca domestica (house fly)
Lineage: Eukaryota; Metazoa; Arthropoda; Insecta; Diptera; Muscidae
Exons: 1
Coding region: 5-694 (229 amino acids)
Molecular function (GO): N-acetyltransferase activity
Source: RefSeq, a predicted model, not a curated record